UAUAGGCAAAAUAAAAAUAAAAUAAAAUGACGUGAUAUUAUGAGGGUGACCUAAUGUAUGUAUCUGAAAUGCUAGUGUUUCGCAUAGCUUCUUAUUCUUCUCUGUUUCUGCUUCGGCUCUGUUAGGUUUUCCUUCCGCGCGUUCAUCCGCAAGACUCCUCCACCCUUCGCUUAAAAUGUCUGAUAUGGAUGAGUAUCGUUGCUUUAUUGGUGGCCUUGCAUGGUCAACAUCUGAUAGAAAGUUAAAGGAUACAUUUGAAAAGUUUGGCAAGCUUGUUGAGGCAAAGGUGGUUGUUGACAAGUUCUCUGGGCGUUCUCGAGGUUUUGGAUUUGUCACAUUUGAUGACAAGAAAGCAAUGGAAGAUGCUAUUGAUGCUAUGAAUGGGAUGGAUUUAGAUGGGCGAACUAUUACUGUUGAUAGAGCUCAGCCUCAACAAGGAUCAAGUAGAGAUGACGGGGGUGAUCGCUACCGUGAUCGUGGUCGUGAUCGUGGCCGUGAUCGAGAUUAUGGAGGUGGAGGUGGAGGUGGUCGAGGAUCUAAUGGUGGUGAAUGCUUUAAGUGUGGAAAACCUGGUCAUUUUGCUAGGGAAUGCCCUGGUGAAGGGUCCAGGGGGGGAAGGUAUGGUGGUAGGGAAAAUAGAUAUGGUGGAAGCAGCGGUGGUGGUCACUAUGGUCCGGAUAGAAAUGCAGAUCGUUCUUCAGGGGGACGCAACAGGGAUGCUGGUAGUCAUGGAGAUUCUGGAAAUGAUCGAUAUUACCGUGAUCGUGCAGGACCGUAUGAGCGACGGGGAUCAGGAGGCUUUCGUUGAUACAGUUUAAUCCUUUUAUUGAGCUUUGAAAUUGAAGAGGUCGCUUUUAAUGCUUCAGCUUUCUUUUUCAUUCGCACUUCACAAUGCUCUGGACAUCUGGGAUUGUUGUUUGGAUGGAUCAAUGAUACCAGUAUUUAGAUAUGCAAUACUCAGCACAUUUUGCAAACUCUUUAUGUUCCUAAAUGCUGAUCUUUUGGUCUAGUGAAAACUUAUGCAUGCUUGACUUGCGGUCAAAUUCGAUGUUGUGCUCUAUGCUAUCUAUAAUUGCCGCUGGGUAUCUUGUGAAUUGUGACUUUCAUGCAUGGGGAGUUGCAUUUGACAUAUUUGCUGCUGGAUUACCGAUUCAGUUUAAGACGUAUUGGAAAGUUUUGUUGGUGUUGGAUGUGUGGGUUUUGGAAAGACCAAGAUGGCGAUCCAAAUGUGGAGUUUUGCUUCUUCUCAUUGGGAGAAGGAAGUUUUAAAAGUAGAAUGCCCAUUUGGCUUUCCCGUCUCAGGAUCUUUGAGUAAAAAGUAGUCAAGCGGGUAAAUCAUUGAAUAUUUAUCUCGUACACCUACUUUCUUAUUUCCUAGAUUUCUGCUUUGGCCUGCGCUUUAUUAAUGUUAUUGACCUUUUGGCAGGAUUCUUGGCUAAAUGUGGUCUUUUUGGAUUCAUCAUUGGGUUCUUUUGUUGCUAAUUGGACAUGCAUGGUUUUUAAAACUUAAAAAAUCUUUUCAGCUGCAAAUGGCCAGCCUACAAUUGCACUCAAAUAUGCAUAGCACUCUUGUUUUCUUCACGGGGCACUGAUGGAAGGGGGUUCCAUUUUCUAUGAUUGUGGCACAUUGUUUGGAAGAUCUUGAUGAGUUGAGCAACUACGAUCCAUUGCAUUUUUUACGUUGUUGCUCUAUUUGGUGGAAGAUUGCUCUCAUCGAACUUUUUACCUGCCUGCAUGUGAUGUUUUGUUUGCUGAGAUCUGGUUUGUCUUACCAUAAAGAGAUAGUGAAACCCGCGUAUGGUCCCAAAUUUGAAUUCUCUUCAAUCACAAGGGUUGGGCUCACUAAUAUCAGAUUUGACAUUGCCGCCUUACUUAAUCUUCGCACUAUGAUUAUGAAAGGAAAUUGAUUGUGUUUACCCCUAGAAAUUUAUAAUUCAACUAUCAUAUUCUGUGCUAAAAGUUUGUUGAUGUUUCAAUAUCUGUUGUCAUGUUAAAUGCCAAACCCAUAUGUUUCUA
This is a messenger RNA of Cajanus cajan (pigeon pea), 2016 nucleotides long. It is a transcript of the gene ATRZ-1A, whose product is annotated as RNA-binding (RRM/RBD/RNP motifs) family protein with retrovirus zinc finger-like domain-containing protein. Gene Ontology annotation, molecular function: RNA binding; zinc ion binding. The record is from RefSeq and is a predicted model, not a curated record. NCBI's taxonomy places the organism in Eukaryota, Viridiplantae, Streptophyta, Magnoliopsida, Fabales, Fabaceae.